UGGCAAAGGAACGAGUUAAAAACCACAAAACAGAUCUGACCUCAAACCUACAUAAAUGUCACAAACACAAAGCUACAGAACAAAGAAAACAGAAAUGGAGAAACAAGGUUUUGCGAGAGGAUAUGAGCCUGAACAGAUUAUUGGUGCAACAGAUGCCAGUGGAACCCUUCAAUUUCUAAUAAAAUGGAAAGGAGUGGACGAAGCAGACCUAGUAAGUGCUAGAGAAGCCAACAUAAAGUGUCCAGAAAUCGUCCAAGAGUUUUAUCAAGAAAGGCUGAAUUGGGCAAACAACUAGAAUUAAAUGAAUCAAUUGAUGUGUUAA
Chironomus riparius is the source of this 322-nucleotide messenger RNA. The record is from the annotation of a GenBank genome assembly. Lineage: Eukaryota; Metazoa; Arthropoda; Insecta; Diptera; Chironomidae.